AUGUUUUGCCUUCUUGCUUUGGCCGAAGCUAAGAGACGAUCAUAUCCAUACCCAUACCCACAUGAGAUCCGCCAGCCAUACCAGCGCCCACGCCCAAUCGAGCGCAGGCACAGACACCAUAGAGCUGAAUCCAAUGCUGAUGGCCUUCCAUUCUCAUCAAGAUUAGUCUGCCUUAGAAAGCCAGCUAUUUACUUAUACCCAACAAAGGAAAUGAACCUUACAGUUUCCGUCAAUUUGAAGCAGAAUCAGUUCACAGCCGUUGUUCCAGAAUUCACAGCCGAGAACUACUGGAAUGUUACAGCCAAGCCAAACGGUGAACUCAUCUACAAGAACAAGGUUAUCCCAUACCUCUUCUGGGAAGCCCUCUCUGGCAUGAAGAUGAACUUCAAGUCCGGCUUCUAUGUCAAGAAGGGAGAAGCACGCCAGUUCCUUGAGAAGACAUUAACUCAGAUCAAGCUCAACGAUCGCGAGAAGUUCGAUUUCAUGACAUACUGGCUCCCAACAUUCAACAAACUCGGCGAUGUUUUCUGCUCAUUCCAGUUGGAUAACUACUGCCACAGUGCUCCACUCGGCAUCUCUGUUAAGCCAGAUUCACUCAUCCGUGUCUUCCUUGCUAUCCGUAAGGCUCAGCCAGGCGACAAUUUGAAGCCAGUUCAGCAGCUUCCAAACGCCGUUCGCAAAGGUUUCACAAUUGUCGAAUGGGGUGGUGCCGUUGUCAAUGGCUGUAGCCGCAGAGUUUCCCGCCUUCAGUAA
Trichomonas vaginalis G3 is the source of this 753-nucleotide messenger RNA. RefSeq lists its product as uncharacterized. NCBI's taxonomy places the organism in Eukaryota, Parabasalia, Trichomonadida, Trichomonadidae. The record is from RefSeq and is a predicted model, not a curated record. Bases 1 to 753 code for a protein of 250 amino acids. The transcript has a single exon.